Molecule: messenger RNA, 1367 nt
Organism: Anoplophora glabripennis (Asian longhorned beetle)
Lineage: Eukaryota; Metazoa; Arthropoda; Insecta; Coleoptera; Cerambycidae
Product: sister chromatid cohesion protein DCC1
Exons: 3
Coding region: 119-1300 (393 amino acids)
Biological process (GO): mitotic sister chromatid cohesion; maintenance of mitotic sister chromatid cohesion
Cellular component (GO): nucleus; chromosome, centromeric region; chromatin
Source: RefSeq, a predicted model, not a curated record
CCACUACUUUUCACAAUUCGCAGUAGAUCAAAAUUUACUUUAUCGUUUGCGUUAAAAUAAGUUAAGGCGGGAAAAACAGUGUUUGAUUGUAAAAUUACCUUACAUUAGAAUUUAUUAAAUGGAGAAACAUAAAGAGCGCACUCUAGAGGAAAUAAAUGAGGUACUAAGUUUAGCUAAACUAAAUGAGAAUGAUGUAAAACCCAUUUUGCAAACGCUUUAUUUUACUGAAGAAAAUCUAUAUGACAAUAAUUACAGAUUGUUGCAACUAGACUCAAAUUUAUUGAAAGAAGUUAGUGCUGGAAGCACACUCUAUGUAAAAGGCAACGACAACGAUGAAGUAGUUAUAUGUUCGGAUACUAAAACUUUUCACGUUGUAGCUGCAGAAACAUCAAAUAGUUUACUAUUAGCAAGUAAUUUGACUUUUAGUAAUGAUAUUAAAGAUACGGAUGAACGUAAAAUCAGUAAAGUUAAAAUUUGCGGGAUAUUUUACGAUUAUCUAGAGGCUGUCGUUGGAAAGCCACAUUUAAAAAGAUUAACACAACUCUUGCAGAAGACCAUUUAUAAAGGACCAGAGUUUGAAUUUGAAAUUAAUAAAGAUGAUUUGCUUACAUUUGAAGACCUAAAUAAUAUCGUUCAGGCAUCUUCAUCUGAAUUAAAAGAGGCCCUUGAAUCACUGAAUGUGGUGUAUAUAAAUGAGAAAGUUCGGUUAUUAGAUUUCGAGUAUCAUUUUAGAGUAUUGUCUUACAUGCUUAAAUUAAUAGAUGAGAAUUCUUGGGAAUUAGAUGAAAUAGACUAUGAAGAAACUAUAGGGGCUUUAAAAGAUUUAGUUCCAAAGGAAAUUGUUUCCAAUUUACUCGACAAAUAUGUUGAAGAAUCUAAAAUAAUUGAUGGAGUUCAGUUGUAUAAAUAUAAGGAACUGGAUAUAUGUAAAUUUUUCGCUCAGGUUUUGCUACAUGGAACUGGAAAAUUUAAUUUAGAUGAGUUUCUGCAAGCGUGGAAAGAGUCUGUUCCUGAAGGCAUGGUUCCUGAUGAAGAAAUGCUUUAUGGUAUAGCUAUAAUUGAUCGAAAAGCAAUACCAAAUGUCAUCUGGGCUUUUGAAGAAAGUAAUUUACCAGAAAAUAUUAAUGAGCGGUUUAAAACACUCUUCGAAAUGAAGGAAAAAUGGACUGUAGCCGAAAUUUCCCCGUAUAUCCAGAGUUUAGCAACUGAGAAGAUCGAUGUUAAUGCUAUAUUGGCGAAAUAUGCACGGGCGUCAAAAGUGAAUGGUGUAAAAUACUAUUCUACAAAACAUGGAAAAUGAUACAGUUUCACUAUUUACUUUGCUAUUACGUAUGUAAUUUUAACUGAUUAAAAUUAAUUAAGCACUA